This is a messenger RNA of Arabis nemorensis, 738 nucleotides long. The record is from the annotation of a GenBank genome assembly. Lineage: Eukaryota; Viridiplantae; Streptophyta; Magnoliopsida; Brassicales; Brassicaceae.
AUGGAGAAAACUGAGGAAAGCGUCGGAAUCAGAGUUUACACGACGGCGACUCCGCCGCAAAAACCAUCACCACCACCACCGUCUCGUUCACCAAAACCCGUCUUAAUCUCUUCACUUCCCACACUUCCUGCCGGAGCCGCCGCAGGAGGAGGAAGAGGUCGAAAACGUCGCAUGGUUGCUCAAGGAGUGCAAAAAACGGUUUCGAAAACAUCAAUACUCGUAAACUUCCUUCCGACAGGAACACUCUUGAUGUUCGAAAUGGUUCUUCCGUCAAUAUACCGUGACGGAGAUUGUAACGGAAUCAACACGCUCAUGAUCCAUCUUCUCUUGCUUCUUUGCGCAAUGUCUUGUUUCUUUUUCCAUUUCACCGAUAGUUUCAAAGGAUCCGAUGGGAAGAUCUAUUACGGUUUCGUGACGCCACGUGGACUCGCGGUGUUCAUGAAACCGCCACCACCGGAGUUUGGAGGCGGAGAUGUGAUUGCGGAAGCGGAGAUUCCGGUGAGUAAUGAGAGGUAUAAGUUGAAGGUGAAUGACUUUGUUCAUGCAGUGAUGAGUGUUUUGGUGUUUAUGGCGAUUGCGUUCUCGGAUCGAAGAGUAACGGGUUGUUUGUUUCCGGGGAAAGAGAAAGAGAUGGACCAAGUUAUGGAGAGUUUUCCAUUGAUGGUCGGAAUUGUUUGUAGUGCUUUGUUUCUUGUUUUUCCGACCAAUCGAUAUGGUGUUGGAUGCAUGGCUGCUUGA